UCGAGAAGAAUUGAAUUACAAUCAGAUUCGUAGAGCAACUUUCCCUAUGGGAUUGUAAGCAGCCUAUAUCAACCAUUCCCCAUUACAAACGGCUUCAUUCUCGUCUGAAUGGUUCGAGGGCGACCAAUGCUAUAGCGAUCGCUCUGGUAUUCGACUGUGAGAGCCACGUAAAAGCAAAUGAUGAGCGAAGAUCUCGAGGCUCACGAGUAACAUGGCGUCGAGUCCUUCCAACGCUCAGUUGGUGUUGUGUUGGGUGAUUUUGUGUGGAGUUUGUUGGGGCCAAACGCCUGGGACGACUUCAUGUGAAAGGAUAAAGCCUUGUACUUGUACGGGUAAACGUGUGGUUUGCCAGGACCAAAGCUUAACUCGUAUUCCGUUGGGGAUUCCUUCAGACAUCACAUCCUUGGAUCUUAGUAAUAAUAAUAUUGAACAUAUAGACACUCAACGCUUAUCGAAGUUCAAGUCCUUAAAAGAACUCAUCCUUCAUCAUAACAAGAUCAAGAAACUUCCCCCUUGGGAUUCAUUUCCUACUACAUUAACUGUCCUCUCUCUACAUCACAAUAAAAUCACGACAGUACCUUCCUUCAACACCACGAAGCAACACUCCCUCAGAAAACUGUAUUUGAAUAGCAACAAGAUAAAGACUGUAGGCAUCAAUGCAUUCACGAACCUCACCAGGUUAAAAUUCUUGAAACUAAACAGAAAUAAAUUCACAGCUAUCCCUCUUGCCCUAUCACAGUUAAACUCUCUAGCUAACCUAGACCUUAGCAGAAACAGCAUCAAGUUCGUGUCAAAGUCAUUGCAAGGACUCGUACUUUUGCGAACUUUAAAGCUGUCCAAGAAUCGUAUAUCAGGGAUACAGAGCAGAGAUUUAAGCAAAAAUGAUAUAUCAUGGACGGUAGACGAGAUGAAUGGCUUAUUCAGUAGCCUCAGAAAUCUAGUCUUUUUGAGGUUGGAUGGCAACCGAAUCACUGCCAUUUCAGAAAAUGCCUUCGUUGGGCUUGAAAACUUGAAAUUUCUGAAUCUGACGGGCAACGCCAUCACAUCGGUGCAAGAAAAUGCUUUCCGUGUUUUGACCAGUCUUGGUAUACUGUGGCUCAACACUACACAUCUUAUGUGUGACUGUAAGGUCAAGUGGCUUCCAGAGUGGUUCAAAAGUCAGAAAAUGUCCUUGACAACAGUACAAGCCCGCUGUCUUCACCCACAGCAUCUUCACAUGAAAAGCGUCUUCAACAUCACACCUUCAGCAUUUAUAUGUGACACCAGCAACCCAGUACCACAGAUAUCCCGUCACCCUUCCUCGCAACAGGUAUUAAAAGGAAAGAACGUCACUCUACGAUGCCAAGUACAGGUGUUACAAAAAAAUAAUUCCGGCGUGCAGUUAAGUUGGAGACAUGAUCGUGAUGUCAUGAAGACUGGAAGCAUCACAAAUUAUGCCAAGAUCUCAGAUGCCAACAUGGUGAUAUAUACAAGUGAUUUAAAGCUCACAAGAAUAGAUUUUAACGAUGCUGGAUUCUAUCAGUGUCUUGCUCAUAGCAAGUUUGGCUACGCGUCUUCGAUGAGAGCAAAAUUGGAUGUUUUUGAACUCCCUUCAUUCACAAGCAAACCCAAAGAUGUAACCGUCCAGGCUGGGGAUACCAUAAGACUACCAUGUGGGGCCACAGGCCAACCAAAGCCUACAAUAUCCUGGCGAAAAGACGAAGGCAACACCAAAUUCGCUGCUGCGGAAGAGCGACGCAUUAUCCACCAUGAGUCCAAAGACUUGUUUUUGAUAACAGGUUCCAAGUCUAAGGAUACAGGAUACUACACGUGUAGUGCUACAAACGAUGCUGGGUCUAUAAAUGUCACGGCGCACGUGACAGUAUUGGAGGUUCCACGCUUCAUGCAAGCCAUGAGCAGCAAGACUGUCAAGGAAGACGAAAGCGUCGUCCUUGAGUGCAUCGCUAGUGGCAGCCCAAAGCCAAGAUUCGCUUGGUACAAGGACGAUAGAGAGUUGUCUCUAAAUGCGCGAGUCCUUACACAUCUGAAUGGUCAGCUACUUGUUAUUGUAAAAGUUGAACUGGAUGAUGAGGGCACCUACAUGUGUGAAGUGUCGAAUGCUCUCGGUACGGCCAGACAAUCCGCUCAGUUGACGGUGCUAACAGGUACAUCGGUUAAAGUAGAUCAAAAAGAGGACAAAGAAUCAAGCGACAAGAAGACAUUCUUAGGAAUCAUAGUCGUCGUUGUUGUAUCAUGUGUAGUAGGGACGUCACUUGUAUGGCUAUUAGUCAUUUAUUGCGCUCGUAGGGGCUCAAACAGACGACGCAAACACGAGGAGCUUCACACUACAGCUGCACCACGAGAAGACGUUAGUUAUAUCCCUCUGAAAUCCUACAGUUCGGGCAGCACUCAAACCAGUCGUGAUUCUCCACGAUCAACAGCAACAUUUACUACUUCAACUGGAUCUCAGGGUUCGGCUUUUCCUCCGAGUACUUCGAGUUCAGAGACAAACUCAGGGUCUGAAAAGGCUCUAACUGCGGAUAACAUAAGUUCUGAGACUUCAGUUAAGGGAAGUCAUAGUUCGUUAGCGUCGUCUUGUCCGUCGGACGCUUCAGAACCUUUAAGACAGGUUAUACACGUUCAAAUUCAUAGUUCGGACAGUGACACUGAAAAAUGUAAAAGCGUAUCACCCGCGCGGAGAAAAGGAGCUAGUUCUACAAAAGACAAAAACAGAACUAUAAACUGCCGAUGUGGGCAUCCGUGUGGGAUGAAUGUCAAAUGCGCGUGUGGUAUUUCCAAUGAGAUAUCUGAAGAAACUGAACACGAUGGACUGCUUACCGAGGAAUACAAUACGAGUCAUGUAUAGCAUAUGUAUGUAUAUAGGUGUAUAUAUAAUAGAAAAUAUCGUUAGUACAGAAAACUUCCAAGUCAGUCGCGUUAGUAACUGCUCCACAAGACGAAAAUGACGCGAAGAAAAAGAGAUGUGAAGGCUGUAGAAUGUGGUUGUUGGCGGUGCGUUUUUGAAUCAGUGAUGCGCAAAUAUGGGUUUCAUUCCCUUCCGUCUCCCGUCAUCUACCUCUCGGUAAAUCCUCCCAUCCCACAACGCUUUAGUGCACACCAUCCUUGUGAUUCUGACUCCAGAAGUUCAGCAUAGAUGUAAGUGCAUUCUCAGCCUUCACUGAGCAUAUAAUAUAGAUUUAUACAUAGAGAUUAUUCAUAGAGUAUUAUAUGAAUAGAUUAGAGUAUAGUAUAGAAUGUAAAUAUAGACUGACGAAGAUAUUUUCACCGUUCUGACAGGAAGUUUCUAAGCACAGGGCGCCUUGCCUAGAUGUUUGUUUUCUACAAUCCACACUGAUUUUUCUCGACUUCUGCCAUUUUUCUAUGAAAACUGAAAGUGAGGUUAUCUUCGUUGCUUUCCAAAGGAAAGGAAGACUUAGAACCACUAUUGACUUGCUCUUUUCACUCGCUACUGUCUAUACAGGGGGAAAAGGUAGUGCGCAUGCUCGAAAUGGCGGAUACAAACACGGAACAUUACCCUUAAACGUUUGGGUUUUGACUUCCAUAAUUAAAAAUUGAUAAUAAUCAGACGGGGAAAAUUUGAUUUAUGAAACCAAAAUCUCAUACAUUCAUGAGGGAUUCUGUGCUUUGCUUCUGCUUUUCCAGACAUGCGCAAUACUGUUUUAGCCUUUGUACUUAAAGGCAAGGCUGUCGUCUAUUUAAUGGCUUCAAAAUUGUCUCACUGCACUGCUAAUUACGUACCUAGUUUAAUAACCUCUGUUUUUGAGGUGAUGUAGAAAACUAGAUAAGAAAAAGAUUCUCUUUUAUCGUCAAAUGCAAAAGGUGAAGGGAAAUGUGUUCAAUGGCGGAACACGAUUUGCGAACCCAUUUCUUGAACAUUUGCCAUGGCGGGAAAAGAGAAACUCCUCAUUGUUCAUGUCAUAAUUCUAAUCUUAUAGGAAUAGGGAAAAUAUGGCUAUCUAUUUAUAGCCUUUAAUUAUUACAGAAUGUAUUUAUUGCACUCCAAUUUUAAAUGCAGUCACUACCUCUGGACGUGUUUUACUACUACUACUACUACUCCUUUGUAAAAUAGUAAAAGCAUGCAAAGGAACUUUGAAUAUUUACUAGACUGUUUGUCCCUCACCGGGGACGAGAGUCUAGGUAUGAAGUUAACUUUUUUUAUUCAAGAAAAAAUAAAAUAUUUCAUCGUUAUUA
Actinia tenebrosa (Australian red waratah sea anemone) is the source of this 4191-nucleotide messenger RNA. RefSeq lists its product as uncharacterized. Lineage: Eukaryota; Metazoa; Cnidaria; Anthozoa; Actiniaria; Actiniidae. Gene Ontology annotation, molecular function: protein binding. The record is from RefSeq and is a predicted model, not a curated record.